GCUGUGUUCUCGCUCCCGACCGGCCCUUGCAGCCGACCAGGGCCAGGCGCGCCACCCUGGACGAGAAUAAUUCCUCGAUCGGGACCAGCCAGCCGUCCCUUCUUCAAGACCAAAAGACCUGCGUCCCAGGCCCUCACAACGAUCGCUUUUCCCUUUUCCUCAUUCAUUACUUCCUUUUAUCUGCAUCCAACUCAACCGUCCUUCUGUGACGCCGACACUCUUUCUUGCCCAAUUUUGCGAUCUUCCAAUCUUUCGAAUUCUCCCGCGCUCCUUCCUCCUAACGAGGCCACUGUUCCAUCCAUCACCAUUUCGAGCGAUUGUUUGCUUCCUUAGUGACGCAAUCGCCAAGUUCGCCAAGUCGGCUACCAACGACUCCAACGCAACAGUUACUUCCUGUUAUCCAUCACCAUGCGUCCCACUACAGCGCUUGUUGCCGGCGUCCUCGCCUCGGGCGCGUCGGCCGAGAACUACCUCGGCUUCAACUCUGGCGCCACCCUCGCCGAUCGGUCCGCCAAGUUCAAGUCCGACUUCCUUGCCGAGUUCAAGACGGCUCAGGGCCUUCAGAAGGCGCCGGGCAAGUUCAACGCCGUGCGCCUCUACACCAACGUCCAGGCCUACUCGGAUGAGCCGAUCGAGGCGUUCGAGGCUGCCAUGGAGACCGACACCAAGAUGCUGCUCGGUAUCUGGACGUCGGGCACCGACAACAUCGACAAGGAGCUCAGCGCGCUGAAGAAGGCCAUCGACAAGUACGGCAAGAAGUUCACCGAUCUCGUCAUUGGCAUGUCGAUCGGCAGCGAGGAUCUUUACCGUGACUCCGAGACGGGCGUCACCAACAAGGCUGGCGUUGGUGCCGGCCCAGAUGUCGUGGUCAAGUUCAUCGAGGAGUACAGGAAGUCGGUCUCCGACACCGCGCUGAAGAGUGUCCCCAUUGGGCACGUCGACACUUGGGAUGCUUGGACGAACGGCACCAACAAGGUUGUCAUUGACGCCGUCGACUGGGUCGGUGUUGAUGAGUACCCCUACUACGAGACUGGCAAGGGCAACGACAUCAAGAACUCGGGCAAGCUCUUUGACCGCGCCUUCAACGCCGUCAAGGGUGCCGUCGGCAAGAAGCCCAUCUGGGUCACCGAGACUGGCUGGCCCGCCACGGGUCCCGACUGGGACGAGGCCGAGGCGAGCGUUGAGAACGCCAAGUACUACUGGCAAGAGAUCGGCUGCCGCCAGCUCUUCAACAAGGUCCCCACCUUCUGGUACAACCUCCGUGACUCCAACCCGGACAACGAGAUGAAGUUUGCGAUCACCAACAACCUCUCGACCAAGCCCCUUUUCGACCUGACCUGCCCUACCGAGUUCGACACCCCGACCUCGAGCCCCAGCACUGGCGGGGCCUCCUCCACCGGCGUCACCUCUCCCAGCAGCUCGGCUACGGGUGGUGCCACUGACAGCACUGACGGGUCUGGCAACAACAGCGGCACUGGCACCGGCAACGACGAUGCCACCGGCUCUGGGACUGAGGAGGCGAACGCUCCUGAGGAUACCCCGAGCGACAACGCCGCCUUUGUGGGCAAGAGCCUCUCCGGGGUCGCUGUGGUCGGCCUCGCCCUCGUUGCUGGUGUUUUCACUCUGUUCUAAGGUGUUUAAUGGGCGAUGAUGGGUUGUGUGUAUGUACGCGGAUAUCGGAUACCAUUGUUGGGUAACGCACGUAUGCGGCUUUUGGGUUUUUUGUUGGCCUUCUUCGCGUCCUCUCCCUUCGUUCGCCGGAUCACAUCCCGACAGCUGGAUCUGUGAGGUUUAUGGUUGUGUAUGGGAUACUAUUAGACAAAGAGGGCGCACCAUAGACGAGAGCAACUGUUUCUGAUUUGUCUAGCCCCACCUUCUUUUGCUUCAUGCGUUGUGAGUUCGGUUCUGGUUCGGCCUGCUUGCUGCAGGUCGAGGUCGAUCCGAGUGGCAUCAACCCGCUUGGCUCAGCCUUUGCCGUCCGCAGAGUGAUCGCUGACCCUGGGGCGUCGCAACGGUUGCGGCUGCACAGGCAUGACAGGCAGGAGUCGAUUAACGUUGAGCCUCUAUUUUUGCUUCUGCGUACAACCAAGUGUUGCAUUCUGGCGAUGCGAU
This is a messenger RNA of Chaetomium fimeti, 2112 nucleotides long. RefSeq names its product glycoside hydrolase family 17 protein. Gene Ontology annotation, biological process: cell wall organization; carbohydrate metabolic process. Lineage: Eukaryota; Fungi; Ascomycota; Sordariomycetes; Sordariales; Chaetomiaceae. Gene Ontology annotation, molecular function: glucan endo-1,3-beta-D-glucosidase activity. The record is from RefSeq and is a predicted model, not a curated record. Gene Ontology annotation, cellular component: cell surface; fungal-type cell wall; extracellular region. The coding region runs from base 409 to 1632 and encodes 407 amino acids. The transcript has a single exon.